Neohortaea acidophila is the source of this 2010-nucleotide messenger RNA. RefSeq lists its product as uncharacterized. The record is from RefSeq and is a predicted model, not a curated record. Lineage: Eukaryota; Fungi; Ascomycota; Dothideomycetes; Mycosphaerellales; Teratosphaeriaceae. The transcript has 8 exons. The coding region runs from base 1 to 2010 and encodes 669 amino acids.
AUGGGCCGACCAGCUCGCGUGCAGAAGACCCCCAGAUCUUCCCCCAGGCGCUUCCCUCGCCAGACGCCGAAAGCAGCGCCUCCUGCGGUCAACCAGGACGGCGAGGCUGGGCAGACGAAGCUACUGCUCUCUUUUGACUACGGAACAAAAACCCUCUCCCUUGCGUUUCGCAUUGCAAAGCCCGAAGAAGCCCCAGCGCCGUCGAAUGUGAUGGACGUCCACUUCUCAAAGAGGGAGUAUUGGGCUCCGCAGAAGGCCGCUUUCGACAAAUCAGGAGAAUUUUACUGGGGCUAUGGGGUUGAAGAGGCGCUCAAGAAGAAGAAAAUCGCUGCAGAGGACGUGAUUGAGCUCUGGAAACUGCUCUUGUACAAGGACCACGAGCUGUCCGGGCUUGCGCAGAGGAGUGAAAAGCAGCUGAAGGAUCGGUCGGUCGGCGAAUUCAUCGCCAUCCACCUCCGAGCAGUGAUUGAAGAGGCCAAGGCCUACAUCAAACGGUCUUCGUCGUUGGAUUACGCCCCCGAGGAAAUCGAUGCCCUCCCCAUCCAACUCUUUCUGAGCGUUCCUCAAAUGUGGAAGGCUCCCUCGAACCUCGUGAUGACACGAGCAGCCAAAGAAGCCGGCGUCGAGCAUGUAGAGCUCGUCUAUGAGCCACAGUGUGCCGCGGCAUACUACACACACAAAGUCCAGGGUCAUCUACCCAAACAGAUCGCCGUCGGAGACAUUCUCCUGAUUGCGGACGUCGGCGGCGGCACCGGGGACUUUGUCUCCUACGAAGCCUGCGAAGACAGCGCUCAGGGAGCUAGCAUUGGGCUUGCGCUCAUUGAUGCAAAAGGAGCUUUGUGUGGUUCCGAGCUCGUCAACCAAAACUUCCUCUACUGGCUUCAAAGCCAAGUCUCCAACUUCGCUGCGAAAUGCGAGGGGCUGCAUCUCAGUACUACCGCUUGUCUUCAGAAAGCCUCUGAGAUGUUCGAGGCGGUCAAGCAAAACUUCUCCUCGCUCGAUGAAGAUCCGGCAUUCUUUGUGAUCAGCGGAUCUCAAGAUGCCAACACCGAGACCUGGCAAAUCAAAUUGACACCGAAGGUGAUACGAAGCUUUUUCGACCCAGUGGUUUCAACUAUCAUCGACCGAAUUGAUGCGCAGCUUCGAGAUCGAACAACGACCUUGAUUGUACCUGGCGGCUUUGGCCGAUCUCAGUAUCUUCUUGACAAGCUUCAAGAACGAUACUCUCACCGGGUGCAGAUUCUCGGGCAAGCCACAGCUGCCGUCGGCGCGUACCAACCUGUGUCUCGGGGGGCACUUCUCCGCUACGACUCGAUCAUUGAGCGUGGCAUGCCAGCGAGCGAGUCAUUCGGCAUCGCUCAAGUGGAGACGUGGGAUCCGCUGUGCCACUCGGAUGCCACAUACUACAAAGGCGACAAGUUACCAAGCGGCAAAACGUGUCGCGCGGAAUACGUGAUGGACAGGGAAGUGGUGGAAGAGUGUCCCUUCGACGAGGAUGUCUUUGUUGUGUAUGAGCGCUGGUGUCCAAUCCUUCAGAAGGCAAGUAAAGGGCGCUGGAAAGCUCCGGGCAAGGCCAUCUCAACCGAAACCUGGCAGCAACACUACCCAAGCGUCGGAGACAAGACCGUGCUGGUGCAAGUCUAUUGGACGGAGAGAGAUAUCAAGGAUCAUGAGUCCAUCCGCGUUGGGAAAGAUGGCACGACACCGCUGAAGAAGGGAAUCGAAUGCUGGGGUGAUGAGCUGGAAAUUCCCCUUCCCGAUCUCAAGGCCCUUGGGUUUGAGGAGAAGGAAUCGUCCACCAAGGGCAAGGUGUUCGAGAUCUACUGGAGAUUGACCGUGACAUGCAGAGGCGCCAACGUGGAGGUCAACUUUCAGAUCGCGAAGCCGCACACGCCUCCGUACGAUGAGGAAGGAGUGUAUCAAGCAUCGGAAGUGGAGUUGACGGAGGACAAGAUCAUUGAGAUUUGCACUGCGACCCAUAGCCCGUUCCCGCGGUCGACAGCUUCUUGA